Messenger RNA from Nomascus leucogenys (northern white-cheeked gibbon), 2316 nucleotides. RefSeq names its product multidrug resistance-associated protein 6-like. The record is from RefSeq and is a predicted model, not a curated record. Gene Ontology annotation, molecular function: glutathione transmembrane transporter activity; ATP binding; ABC-type xenobiotic transporter activity. The transcript has 16 exons. Gene Ontology annotation, biological process: glutathione transmembrane transport; xenobiotic transport. Lineage: Eukaryota; Metazoa; Chordata; Mammalia; Primates; Hylobatidae. The coding region runs from base 1 to 2316 and encodes 771 amino acids. Gene Ontology annotation, cellular component: basolateral plasma membrane.
AUGGCCGUAUCCAUCGGGGGGAUCUUGGCUUCCCGCUUUCUGCAUGUGGACCUGCUGCACAGCAUCCUGCAAUCACCCAUGAGCUUCUUUGAGCGGACCCCCAGUGGGAACCUGGUGAACCGCUUCUCCAAGGAGCUGGACAGGGUGGACUCCAUGAUCCCAGAGGUCAUCAAGAUGUUCAUGGGCUCCCUGUUCAACGUCAUCAGUGCCUGCAUCGUUAUCCUGCUGGCCACACCCAUCGCCGCAAUCUUCAUCCUGCCCCUCGGCCUCAUCUACUUCUUCGUCCAGAAAUGCCCUGCAGACGUUAGGCUGGUCUGGAGGGGAUAUAGGAGGCCACUGAGACCAAAAGACCUCUGGUCACUUGGGAGAGAAAACUCCUCAGAAGAACUUGUUUCCCGGCUUGAAAAGGAGUGGAUGAGGAACCGCAGUGCAGCCCGGAGGCACACCAAGGCAACAGCAUUUAAAAGGAAAGGCGGCAGUGGCAUGGAGGCUCCAGAGACCCAGCCCUUCCUACGGCAAGAAGGGAGCCAGUGGGGCCCACUGCUGAAGGCCAUCUGGCAGGUGUUCCAUUCUACCUUCCUCCUGGGGACUCUUAGCCUCAUCAUCAGUGAUAUCUUCAGGUUCACUGUCCCCAAGCUACUCAGCCUUUUCCUGGAGUUGAUUGGUGAUCCCAAGCCUCCAGCCUGGAAGGGCUACCUCCUCGCUGUGCUGAUGUUCCUCUCGGCCUGCCUGCAAAUGCUGUUUGAGCAGCAGAACAUGUACAGGCUCAAGGUGCUGCAGAUGAGGCUGCGGUCGGCCAUCACUGGCCUGGUGUACAGAAAGGUCCUGGCUCUGUCCAGCGGCUCCAGAAAGGCCAGUGCGGUGGGUGACGUGGUCAGCUUGGUGUCCGUGGACGUGCAGCGGCUGACCGAGAGCGUCCUCUACCUCAACGGGCUGUGGCUGCCUCUUGUCUGGAUCGUGGUCUGCUUCGUCUAUCUCUGGCAGCUCCUGGGCCCCUCUGCCCUCACUGCCAUCGCUGUCUUCCUGAGCCUCCUCCCUCUGAAUUUCUUCAUUACCAAGAAGAGGAACCACCAUCAGGAAGAGCAAAUGAGGCAGAAGGACUCACGGGCACGGCUCACCAGCUCUAUCCUCAGGAACUCGAAGACCAUGAAGUUCCAUGGCUGGGAGGGAGCCUUUCUGGACAGAGUCCUGGGCAUCCGAGGCCAGGAGCUGGGCGCCUUGCAGACCUCCGGCCUCCUCUUCUCUGUGUCGCUGGUGUCCUUCCAAGUGUCUACAUUUCUGGUCGCACUGGUGGUGUUUGCUGUCCACACUCUGGUGGCCAAGAAUGCUAUGGAUGCAGAGAAAGCCUUUGUGACUCUCACGGUUCUAAACAUCCUCAACAAGGCCCAGGCUUUCCUGCCCUUCUCCAUCCACUCCCUCGUCCAGGCCCGGGUGUCCUUUGACCGUCUGGUCGCCUUCCUCUGCCUGGAAGAAGUUGACCCUGGUGCCAUAGACUCAAGUUCCUCUGGAAGCUCUGCUGGGAAGGAUUGCAUCACCAUACACAGUGCCACCUUCGCCUGGUCCCAGGAAAGCCCUCCCUGCCUCCACAGAAUAAACCUCACCGUGCCCCAGGGCUGUCUGCUGGCUGUUGUCGGUCCAGUGGGGGCAGGGAAAUCCUCCCUGCUGUCCGCCCUCCUUGGGGAGCUGUCAAAGGUGGAGGGGUUCGUGAGCAUCAAGGGUGCUGUGGCCUACGUGCCCCAGGAGGCCUGGGUGCAGAACACCUCUGUGGUGGAGAAUGUGUGCUUCAGGCAGGAGCUGGACCCACCCUGGCUGGAGAGAGUCCUAGAGGCCUGUGCCCUGCAGCCAGAUGUGGACAGCUUCCCUGAGGGAGUCCACACUUCAAUUGGAGAGCAGGGCAUGAAUCUCUCCGGAGGCCAGAAGCAGCGGCUGAGCCUGGCCCAGGCUGUAUACAGAAAGGCAGCUGUGUACCUGCUGGAUGACCCCCUGGCGGCCCUGGAUGCCCAUGUCGGCCAGCAUGUCUUCAACCAGGUCAUGGGGCCUGGUGGGCUACUCCAGGGAACAACACGGAUUCUCGUGACCCAUGCACUCCACAUCCUGCCCCAGGCUGAUUGGAUCAUAGUGCUGGCAAAUGGGGCCAUCGCAGAGAUGGGUUCUUACCAGGAGCUUCUACAGAGGAAGGGGGCCCUCAUGGGUCUUCCGGAUCAAGCCAGACAGCCAGGAGAUACAGGAGAAGGAGAAACAGAACCUGGGACCAGCACCAAGGACUCCAGAGGCUCCUCUGCAGGCAGGAGGCCCGAGCUUAGACCCGAGAGGUGA